Paramisgurnus dabryanus is the source of this 2291-nucleotide messenger RNA. RefSeq names its product ATPase H+ transporting accessory protein 1 like a (gene atp6ap1la). The record is from RefSeq and is a predicted model, not a curated record. NCBI's taxonomy places the organism in Eukaryota, Metazoa, Chordata, Actinopteri, Cypriniformes, Cobitidae. Gene Ontology annotation, cellular component: proton-transporting V-type ATPase complex. Gene Ontology annotation, molecular function: ATPase activator activity.
CUGUCAAUCAUCAAGCUGAGGUUGCGCCUGUUAUUCAGUCAGAUUAUGAAGCAGCGGAGCAGAGCAUCAUCACUGGCAUUCUCAUCUGGAUGUAUAGAUGGCAUCACUGUGGCGCCCAAUGUUUCUUGCCUUAUUUGCUUUGAUGAUCCUGCAGAUAUCUUCGUCUUCUGAGCAGCUGGCUGCCUCUAUGGAAGGGAGCUCAGAUGAGGCAACAUCACAAGACAUCGGUCAGGAAAAUGGUGUUGGUGAUGAAGGUUCAGCGUUUAAAGUUGAUCUCAGACGAUCUCUGCAGCCGUACGGAUGGCACCUGAGCCGUAAGUUACUGCAGACUCCAGGAGCGCUGCUUUAUUCUCCUCUGAGCGUCGUGCACAACGGGAAAACCUGCAUCCUCUUUAGAGCCCGAAAACUGGCCAUCAGAUACAAGAACCACAGUUUAGUGGACCUGACGGACCGAACCUUCGGCCCGGCCGCAACGGUGGACACCAAAGGGUCUUUCUGCAGUAAAGAUAAAGCCAUACUGAAUCUACGUUUUGGUGAUGUAGAAGACCUCAGAGGCCUCUCCAUCAGGCUACAAAUGUCAAACACCUUCUACGAGUCAGCAGGACAGAACUGGUUUACUCUGGAUAACGUUCACAUCCACUACAACUGGACGUACGAGGCCACGUUUAACGCCACGGAUGUCUACGCACCCUCCACCAACUCCUACCACUGCCAACAUGUCAGCAGUCUCCAGAAAUACGACACGCUGCUGGUACCCAGCGCCGGCACGGAUCACUCGGCAAACUGGCACAUCACAUUCACCGACUUCCAGAUUCAAGCAUUCAACCUUCAUUCCAGUAAGUUUGCAUCGGCCAGCGACUGCGCGACCUUCUUUACUCCAGCGAUCCUCAUGGGUUUGAUCACAUCUCUGAUCCUGCUGCUGGUGUUGGCGUACGCUCUGCACAUGGUGGUCCAUCUAAAGCACAUCGACCGCUACGAAGAGCACAAGACCACCGUCUACUUCCCUCGCAGCACAGAAGCCACAGAGUCCACAGAGAAGAACAACUCCUAAAGACUCUCAGCAGAUGAACAACAGAUCUCUGAACGAGAGCUCGGGAAGCCACGGCGGCGGACGCAGAUUUGACUGUAACUGUAAUAAGAAACGUCCCAGCUGUUUAGGACUGACUGCACCACGGCAGUGACGUCAUUGUGGUGGGACAGUGAAAGUCCCAAUCAGGUUCCUUUGGGAGCUUACAGACUCACUAUCACAGAGGACUUCUGCCGGUUCUCACCAAAAAUCCAGAAUCUGAAAAAGUUUUUGAAAGAUUCAGCGUCAGGUUUCGUGAGUUGUGGAUGUCUGCUGGAGCUGAUGAAUGAAAUAGCACAAUGAUCAUAUAUCCUGCGUUUCUAUUAUCUGUCUUUGCUUCUGUUUGACUGAUGAUGGCAAGUUUGUAUUUAAAUAUGAUGCUUCUUUACAGUCAACACGAAACGUCCGCAUUUAAGCAACUCUAACGUGACAUAUUUCAGAUUGAAACAGGAUAUUCAAUGUAAAGUGCACAAUUCAUAAUAACAACACAAACCAUUUAGAUUUCAUGUUGACUUUAAAGUUAUAAACUGUGAAUAAAUUGUUGUGAUGUAAUAUAGUUUCAAUUUGCCAAUCCAUUCUCAAUUCUUGCCAUUAAGAAUUCAACUUUUGAAAGCGUAAUGCAUUUCUGUACUGUUGGUGCCGAGCAACCAGUAAAAGCUCAAACUAAAGCUAACUAUUAUUUCAAUAUAUUGUGUAAGAUUUUCCAUACAGUGUGUAACCAGCAAUUACAGCAUACAUCAUAAAAAAUGCAAAAAAUUACUUUUAAUUUUAAUCAUUACCAAUGUUAUUUUUAAAAGAUGUAUUUUUGAAAUGAUUGUGUUAUGUGUUAUUUUUUGUUGUGUAGAUUGUUUAUUCAUUUUUGUAAUUAUUUCAUAAGUCCUAUGUGAAUGCUUUAAAGCUAAACCUUUGGCAGUGGUAAAAAUAAAAGUUUUUUUAUUGACAACUUCAAUUUUUAUCAACAAUGACUAAAGCUAAACAACAAUGAAAGCAACAUAACACGUGCUGUGUGCAUGCCAAACACAUAAUGUGCUAAAUAAAGGGGAAAGAUGUUUAGUUUUUUUAUGUACAUGUAUUAGUUUAACUUAUUGGUUAAGCAGGCAUUUAUCAGAUAAAUGAAGAUAGAAAUGGACUAUGAUGUAUUAAUGUUUGAUUGAUUAUUAUUGUCCUCUCAGUUUCUGUUGAGUUUAAUAAAACCAGCAGCACAAUUACAAUAACCGUGUUUGUG